UAUAUAAAUCAAAGAGCUAGUCAAUACAGAUAUACUAAACUAACCGACCGACGGCGUUACAUACGCCGUGAUUUUGCAUGGCCGGCCUUAGGUCACUAGGGUGUAGGCCCCACACUUUCAUAGGACCCGCGCUAAUUCUAGGUGUGAAUUAUUAAAUUAAACCAUUUUAUAACUUAUUUUAAAACAGAUUUCCCGCGGCCUUCUGAUUUAUUAGGAGCUCCUAAAAAUCUCCUAAAAUUGCUAAAUAUAAAAAAAAAGUCCUGGAAAUUAUUAAAAUCUUUUGAAAACUCAUAAAAAUCUCCUGAAAUAUAUAGACAAAAAAUUGUAAUUUUGGAGUGUCAUUCAAUAUGGAAAACGCCAAUCCUAGGCGCGAUAUAAAAAAACGGCAUUAUGCAAUACCCGUAAUUGUGGAAUUUGGUGGAAGAAGGUACUCAGAAAAAUGGCAGUAGACACAUUAAAGACCUAAUGCUAUGUACCGUUACACAAACGGGUCGGUUCUGAAUGACCCCAUGAGAGCCAGGUAUUGGGCUGCCCAGACCCCGAACCAGACAAGCUGUCAGGCACAUGCGGCCUCGCCGCAUGUAGUUUUAAUGCUGAAUAAAUGGCGAUAACAAUUACACUCAAUCACGUACUCCAAAAACUGCGUGAAAACAGAACAGUUGCAACUACCGUUGUAAUGGUCACUGAUUCCCAGUCCAGCCUCCAAGCCAUGGAGUUGUCACGUAUAUGCAGCGGGUUCCCUCGCAUUACCGCUGGAGGGAUAAUGCCAUGGCUGAUGAUCUAGUGAGAGAAGGAGCGCUGGCCGUGUCGGAACAAUCGAUAAUAGCGCAGUUUCGUUCGGGAUAAUGCCCCAUUGGUGCAUACUUUGCCCGGUUCCGGCCCAAUAUUGAUGCCCGUUGCCGACAAUGCGGGGAGUUAAGUGGUGCACGUCCUUGCAAGAGUGUCCCGCAGCUCCGCGAGCAGAGUUCCUUACCAGAGCACUAUGAAAGACCUAGGUCUUCCUGCCUUGUCACUAAUCGGAGUUCAUCUCAGAUGAAUGAAGCUUCUCGCGUCUCAAACUAAUGAAGAAUUACUUGAGGUCAACAAUUCUCGAAGAUAGAUUGAAACAUUUGAUAAUUCUUGUUAUUGAGCGUGAUCUAUGUAGGAAAUAGAAUUUUUAUGAUAUACCGUAUGACUUCGCUACACGCAAGGCUCGUAAAGUAAUUGUGUACUUAGUAAAGAAUGAAUAAAAUGCAAAGACGAAUUUUACUUUCUAAUACAAACUCUUAAUUUUUACUUAUUAUCCGUAUCCCUGCCCAAAUUUGGCGCCGCGAAGUCCGUUUCGCAUAGGGCCACACAACGGUUAAGCCCGGCCAUGCUAUUUAGUGACUGGUGAAUACAUAGUAGAUUACUUGUUCUCUCCCUCCCCUCUUCUUUUUUUUUUUUGCUGCUAAAGUUACGUGGGGUAACUCUAGUCCGACUUGCAGAAAUAAAAGUGUAAUCUUUUCAUGACUUCUUGGUCACAACGGUUAAGUCCGACCCUGCAAUUUAGUGACGGGUGAAUACUACUUUUUCUCCACCCCUUUUUUAUCCGCGCUAAAGUUACGUGGGGUAACUCUAGUCCGACUUGCAGAAAUAAAAGAGUGAUCUUUCUUUUACUUCUUCUUGUCCAAACUGUUGAGCCAUGAAGAGAAUUAUAUAUAUUGUAAUGACCAUGUUCUGUAGUGACUCUAUGGUUGCGCACCAGCGCACGAGGAUGGACUAAAUGAACGGGGAGAGAGGAAAAGGAAGUGCGAGAAGAUUGAGAUUGGAACGGUUCUUGUUUUUGGUGAUCUAUGUUGAUUAAACUUUGUAUUAUCUUUGUUCCCAUACCUCGUUGAGUUGCCUCCUUUAAAUGUUGUAACAUUGGUGUCAGAAGUGGGAUUAUAGGCGACUCAACGAACGGGAGGUAAGUUAGUAAUGGCUUCCCCUAUUAUGAAACAACUAGACCAACUCUUGAUUAAAGAACUAAAACAAGAGCUUCGGUAUCGAGGUCUAAAGCUUGGUGGUAGCAAGGAGACACUUACAGCUCGUCUCCGGCAGGCCCUGAUUGAGGAAGAAGAAGACCCGGACAGUUAUCAAUUCGAAGUAGGGCCAGAUAUAACUGAACUCCUAGGUAAGAUGCAGGAAAAGAUGGAACUCCUAGGUAAGAUGCAGGAAAAAAUGGAUACACUUGAUAUAGGGAUUAGAACCAUGCAGGACAAAAUAGACACACUCGAUUCAGUGAUCAGGACUGAAUUUGGUAUCGGUUAACCAGAAAAUAACCACGAUAGAGGUCACGAUGAAUCAGAGAGUCGAUGUGGUAGAAAAAGACAUAGAAGAACUGAAAGUUCAAGUUAGAGAAGGGCUCAGCAAGGCGCCGGUGAGUAAUACAGGAUCAAUGUUACCCGAAGGGCUUGUAAAGAUGAAUACAGGAUCAAUGUUACCCGAAGGGCUUGUAAAGAUGAAACCCCCUGUGUUUGAUGGGUCCGUCUCCUGGUCAGUCUACAGAAGACAGUUUGAGGCAGCUGCUAAGGUCAACAAAUGGGGCAGCGAGGAGGAAAAAGCGACCGCUCUAGUACUGGCCCUUAGAGGAAAGGCUUCCGAAGUACUCCAAUCCAUUCCAAACCAGCAGGAUUAUGCUGCUCUCGUCCAGGCUAUAGAGCUUCGAUACGGGGACGAGCACUUACAGGAAGUUUAUAGGGUCCAGCUGAAGACCAGACAACAGCGGGUCAGUGAAACCCUACAAGAGCUAAAGACGGACAUUGAACGACUUGCCCAUCUGGCAUACCCCACAGCAGCACAGGAGUUCCUCGAAGUAAUCGUCACUGAUGCCUUCAUCGAUGCCGUUCGAGAUCCAGAGCUAAAAAAGGUUAUUAGAGUUAGUGGCGAGCGUAAGGCCAGCGAAGCCCUUGUGUACGCUCUGUCCUAUGAAGCCGCUAAGAACGUAUCCAUCAACAGUCAUCAUGGUCGGAGACUGGAAGUUCAGGAAAAAGAUUUAACACAAGUACUCAGACGGAUGACGGAGGUUCUUGAAGAGUACAAGCCAAGCCGGUCACAGGGAGCUCAUCGUGCGACCAGGGUCCGUUGCUGGAACUGUGGUGAAUCUGGGCAUAUACAAAGGAUGUGUAGAAGAACACCUAAUCAGCAAGAAGCGAUUCAGCACAGAUCAGAAAGGGGUGCAUGGCCUGGAGCCAAUGGCUAUCAGGAAAACUAACAUUCGUCGGCUUCAAGGGGCAGAAACCGGCGAUCCAGGAAAUGGGAGCCCCUGUCAAUGUCACUCCAAUAGCUGUGCUGGGACAGAGUAGGAGUCUUAUGGUAGAAGGAAGGAUUGGAAUUCGGAAGUAUCGGUUCCUCAUAGACACUGGUGCUUCACGUUCAGUCAUUCGGCCAAAUGUCGCAAACAGCAAUAAUACUACAAAUGUGAGCCUUUUCUCCCUGAAUACAGCCAGUGGAGAACUGAUGCCCAUAAAAGGACUGGCGGACUUAGAAUUUGAGCUCGGGUGUCAGUCAUUCGGGCAUGAAUUUUUGAUAGCAAACAUAACUGAUGAUUGCAUUUUAGGUCUAGAUUUUCUACAGAAAUUUGGAUUUUCCAUUAACAUUAGCGGAGGAACUUUGUUGUAUGGAAAUGUGGAGAUUCCUUUGUUAGAUGAUAGUGAAGAAGGAAACAAUCGAAUGAUGAAAAUACUAUUGACGGAGGAUACAAAUCUGCCUGCACAGUCCGAAUCAAUUAUUUGGGGAAAGUUAGAGAACGGACAUGAAAAGUCGGGAACGGCGCUAAUCGAAGGAACGGAAGACAAUUACGACGGAGUGGCUGUAGGGAAAACGCUGGUCAUGAUCGGUAAAGAUCAUCAGAGAGUACCUGUCAGAAUCAUGAACCUUGGUUUGAGUGAGAAGCAUCUACGAAGGGAUAGUUACAUUGCUAAAUGCCACACAAUUGACCUAAUUAAGAAUUGCAACAUUAACAACGUUUCUUUUACGCCCACUGAAUCGGUCAACCCUCAAAUUACCAGGCUUUUGACAGAAACCAAGGCGAACCUAUCUGAAGAGCAGUAUAGCAAAGCCAAAGAGUUGAUAAUGAAAUUUGCAGACAUCUUUCCAUCUGAUGAGUCAGAAUGCGGAAGAACAGACAUGGUACAACAUAGGAUCGAUACUGGAAUAAAUAGACCGAUUCGGCAGCCACCACGCCGCCUUCCUCUCGCAAAACAACAGGAGGCUACAGACCUGAUAGAACAAAUGAGACAGCAAGGGAUCAUAGAGCCCUCUAAUGGCCCUUGGUGUUCACCAAUCGUCCUAGUAAAAAAAAGAUGGAUCCAUGCGAUUUUGUGUAGACUACAGAGCACUUAAUGAAGUCACGCAUAAAGAUAGCUAUCCACUCCCAAGAAUAGACGAUACCUUGGAUACGCUUGCUGGAUCACAGAUUUUUUCUACUCUUGAUCUAAAGAGUGGAUACUGGCAGGUGGGAAUGCAUCCUGAGGAUAAAGAGAAAACGGCUUUCUCUGCUGGCAACGGUCUUUGGCAGUUGACUGUGAUGCCUUUUGGUCUCUGUAAUGCUCCCGCCACUUUUGAAAGAUUGAUGGAGCGCGUUUUACAGGGACUUCAUUGGAACACGUGUCUUGUAUACCUGGAUGACAUUAUAGUCACUGGUAGGAUGUUUGAAGAGAAUCUGGCAAAUCUACAUGAAGUUUUUGGACGGAUCAGGAAUGCGGGUAUGAAAAUCAAUCCAAAGAAGUGCUCGUUUUUCAGGAAGAGUGUCAAAUAUCUUGGCCACAUAGUAUCAGGGGACGGCAUCAGCACUGAUCCUGAAAAGACUGAGGCAGUAAAACGUUGGCCUACACCAUCCAAUAUUCGAGAACUAAGAAGUUUUUUAGGACUCUGUACGUACUAUAGACGGUUUGUGCCAAAUUUCUCCAAUAUAUGUGCACCCCUUCAUCGAUUGACAGAACAAAAGAGGUCAUUCAACUGGACUCAGGAGUGUCAAGAGUCCUUUGAAAUGUUAAAAGACACACUUGUCUAAUCCUCCAUACUUGCCUAUCCGAUACCAGGCAUGACGUUCAUUUUGGAUACGGAUGCAAGCAAUAUCGGAAUAGGCGCCGUCCUUUCCCAAAAGAUUGAUGGAACGGAACGAGUCAUCGCUUACUUCAGUCGAAGUUUGUCAAAGGCUGAAAGGAACUACUGUGUCACAAGACGUGAACUCCUGGCUGUCGUCGAUGCAAUAAAACAUUUUCAUAAGUACCUUUAUGGGCAGAAAUUUAUUUUAAGGACAGAUCACGCAGCAAUACAAUGACUUCUUUCUUCUAAGUGUCAGGUCGCUAGGUGGAUCGAACGUCUGCAAACCUAUGAAUUUGAAAUUCACCAUCGAAAAGGACUAAUUCACCAGAAUGCUGAUGCGCUAUCUCGACGACCUUGCAAAACAGAAUGCAAACAUUGUAAGAAAGCUGAGGAAAAGGAAGAGAUAAUCGAUUGUCAACGUUUGGACCUGAAUGUUUUAGGACCUUGGUCUGAUGAGAAUAUCCGAGAGGAUCAGCUGAAAGAUGAGGAUCUGGCAAUCGUUCUUGUUUGGAAGGAGAAGGGACAACGGCCAGAUUGGCAACACAUUGCUGAAAAAGGGGCUGCCAUGAAGGCGUACUGGGCACAAUGGGACUCAAUGGUAGUGGAAAACGGUGUUCUUAAGCGAAUGUGGGAAUCUACUGAUGGGACAUCAACACGAUUACAAAUAGUUCUCCCAAAAGUUAGAAUCCAAGAAGUACAAUGCACAAUGGUUCCACGGGUGGUCACUUGGGUAUUAACAAGACGUUGGAGAAAGUGAGACAAAGGUUUUAUUGGUGUCAGUACAAGGAAGACGUAGAGGAUUGGUGCAGAAGAUGUGAUCGAUGUGCAGCAACCAAAGGCCCGCAACGUCGGACAAGGGGACCCCUACAACAGUACAACGUGGGUGUUCCAUUCGAAAGAAUCGCACUGGAUAUAGCUGGCCCGUUUCCUGAGACACUAAAAGGCAACAGAUAUAUUCUAGUAAUAAUGGACUAUUUUAGUAAAUGGCCUGAGGCUUUCGCGAUACCAAACCAAGAAACCACAACAAUAGUAGAUGUUUUAGUGGAACACUGGAUUAGCCGCUUUGGUGUACCUAUGGAACUACAUUCAGAUCAAGGACGCAUCUUUGAAUCCAAGCUAUUCCAGGAGAUUUGCAAAAUCUUAAAAAUUGAAAAGACUCGAACAACGCCACUUCGCCCUCAGUCAGACGGGAUGGUGGAACGCUUUAAUCGCACAUUGAUACAACACUUGGCUAAGAUGACAGUAGAACAGCAAAACGAUUGGGAUGACUACAUUCCUCUAUUCCUCAUGUCUUAUAGAGGAGCCAUUCAUGCAACCACUGGUUAUACGCCAGCCAAAUUAUUAUUUGGUCGGGAACUUCGGCUGCCAGCAGACCUUUUAUUCGGGUUGCCAGGAGAAAAACAAACGACAGCUAGCGAAUACGUAACAGAACUUAGGGGGAGACUUGAGAGGGUUCAUGCACUUGCACGGAGUAGGAUAAAAGACAGUUGCGACCUCAUGAAGACCAGAUAUGAUAGAAGAGCCAAUUCUACGGGGUUUGUAGAGCAUGAUCUCGUUUGGCUGUACAACCCAAAGAGAAGGAAGGGAAGAUCGCCUAAAUUACAAAAGGAUUGGGAAGGUCCGUAUCGGAUUGUGAAGAGAAUCAACGACGUGGUAUACCGUAUCCAGAGGGGUCCUCGAACUAAAUGCAAGGUGGUACACGUCGAUCGGUUGUAUCGGUAUUGUGGAGAGGAGAGAGGAACAGAGUCAGUUCGGGACGAACAGACAUAAGAAGGGGGAAGUGUAAUGACCAUGUUCUGUAGUGACUCUAUGGUUGCGCACCAGCGCACGAGGAUGGACUAAAUGAACGGGGAGAGAGGAAGAGGAAGUGCGAGAAGAUUGAGAUUGGAACGGUUCUUGUUUUUGGUGAUCUAUGUUGAUUAAACUUUGUAUUAUCUUUGUU
Biomphalaria glabrata is the source of this 6991-nucleotide messenger RNA. RefSeq lists its product as uncharacterized. Bases 3181 to 4344 code for a protein of 387 amino acids. Gene Ontology annotation, biological process: proteolysis. NCBI's taxonomy places the organism in Eukaryota, Metazoa, Mollusca, Gastropoda, Planorbidae. The record is from RefSeq and is a predicted model, not a curated record. Gene Ontology annotation, molecular function: aspartic-type endopeptidase activity. The transcript has a single exon.